AUGCAAUGGAAUCACAUGAAUACCAUCUAUCUCGUCAUUUUCGUACUCUUUCACUUUUUGACAUUGAUUAAAAGUGAAAAUUCUACAGUGGUUUAUUCAGAAUACCCAUGGUUACGCCUCCCGCCCACACCUCAACUUCCUUAUCCUGAUCAUGGUCAAUAUGCACAAAUCAAUAAUAUUAGCAUAUGGUACACUAUUUAUGGGCCAAAAAAUGGUGUGCCUGUUCUUUUCCUUCAUGGUGGUCUUGCUAAUAGUGACUAUUGGGGACUACAAGUUCAACAACUUCAGAGUACUUACAAAUGUAUUCUAAUGGACUCUCGAGCACAAGGUCGAAGUCCAUCAUCGUCUGCCAAUAUUACAUACGAUCUGAUGACUGCAGAUGUUGUUAGUUUACUUGAUUAUCUUGAUUUGAGUAAGAUUCACCUUGUUGGUUGGAGUGAUGGAGCGAAUAUUGGUCUUAAUCUAGCAAUGAAUCAUCCUGAUAGACUAUAUUCAUUAUUUGCAUUCGGUGCGAACUAUAAUUCAUCUGAUGGAAAUGACACCUCUAUGCCACCUGUUUUCGCUGCUUAUCUUAAACGCACUCAAGCUGAAUACGAAGCAUUUAAUCCCAACAAGCAAUAUGAAAUUUUGUUCAAUGAUAUACUAACAAUGUGGACUAAUUAUUCAAAAUGGACAAAAGUCGAUUUUGAAAAAAUUCCUACCGAUUUACCCAUUUGGAUUGUAGAUGGUGAUCAUGACGAAGUUAUCAAUAGAGAACAACCAGACACGAUGACUAGUUGGAUUCCACAAGCUGGAGAAUUGAUAUUGCCAAGAACGAGUCAUUUUGCAUUUCUACAAGAGCCUACUAGGUUUACUACAGCUUUAGAACAAUUUUUGGCUGAAGUAACUAAUACGACAACUUGUUCGAAUUAUCGUUUGAUAUGUAUUAACAAUUGCUCGAAAAUAUCAGUCGACUCAUUCUAUACUCUAAUACUUAUCUUUGCAUUUCGAUUGAUGCUUGGAUAUGCUAAUUAA
Rotaria sp. Silwood1 is the source of this 1014-nucleotide messenger RNA. The record is from the annotation of a GenBank genome assembly. NCBI's taxonomy places the organism in Eukaryota, Metazoa, Rotifera, Eurotatoria, Philodinida, Philodinidae.